AAUUCAGUGUCAGCUGAGAUUUUAACAUGCACAGUACUCAGUUUGUUGAUUUUUACCUCAACCUAACAUUCAAAUAAUUUAUUGUUUCAAUUAUUAAUAUACUAGUGCACUAAAAUAAUUAUUUUAUUUAAAUUCAAAUAGUGCGCUAAUUAUUUGAAUUUUUAAAUCUCAUUAAUAAUUCAAAUUAUUGUGUGAUUUUGUGAUAGUAAUUAUACCAUUUGUGGAUUAUUUUGUUCAUGACAAUCGACAGGUGCUACACCUCCGCAAUAUGAGUGAUAUAUGGCCAUGAACGACUUCUUAGAAUUUCACGACACCGUGUAAAAAUUUAUUACUACUUUGCGGCAGUAAAAUAAUUAUUUGUUAUUUUAUUUUGUAUGGAGUUUUAAAAUAUCAAGAAUUAUUUUUUGGAGUCGUCCAGGUUUUAUAAAAAAUUCACACAAUCACACAAUAACGAGUAGUAUUUAAAAAAAAAAAAAUAAUAAGUUAUUUUUGUUAAAUAAAAGGAAUCCCAGCAUCAAUGUCCAAGUCAAUCACUAGCUGGACCUUUUGGAGAAAGCCAAGACGGGUACGAUUAGACGUGACUACAAAACCUAAAGGAAAAAAGAAACGGUCUAAGAAAGUAGAUCGUCCGAGCAGUGUCAUUGAAAAAGAACAAGGCCAGAGUAGUAACACUACUCCUACUACUGCUAACAACAACAACAACAACAACAACAACAAAAAUAAUAAUAAUAUCAAUAGUAGUAGUAAUAGCGAUAAUAAUAACAAAGUGAUAGAAGAAGUUGAUGAGAUUGUUAGCAAAGAAGUAAAAGCAGAAGUAUUUAAAAAUAAAAUGGAAUAUUCAAUAUCACGAUUAGACAAUCGUGUUCCCAAGGAGACACCAAUUACUGAUGAUUACGAAAUAAGUAAUCACGUACUAGGACUUGGUAUCAAUGGACAAGUUGUUGAGUGCUAUGACAAAAAUACGAGAGAAAAAUACGCCCUUAAGGUACUUUAUGACUGUAUGAAGGCGCGGAGAGAAGUCGAAUUACACUGGAGAGCUUCUAAUUGUAAACAUAUUGUACAAGUUAAAGAUGUUUAUGAAAACACUUAUGGAGGAAAUAAAUGUCUGCUUGUAGUAAUGGAGUGUAUGGAGGGUGGAGAACUUUUUCAACGGAUACAAGAUCGCCAGGAAGGCGCGUUCACUGAGAGAGAAGCUGCACAAAUAAUGUAUGGAAUUUGUCUUGCAGUAAAGCAUCUUCACGACAUGAAUAUUGCUCACAGAGAUCUUAAACCUGAAAAUCUUUUGUACUCAAAGUUAGAUAGCUCGGGAAUACUGAAAUUAACAGACUUUGGUUUUGCCAAGGAGACUAAUAUUAAAAACACAUUACAAACACCCUGUUAUACACCUUAUUAUGUUGCUCCUGAAGUAUUGGGACCAGAAAAGUACGACAAGAGCUGUGAUAUCUGGUCGUUGGGAGUGAUAAUGUACAUUUUAUUGUGCGGUUUUCCCCCGUUUUACAGCAACCACGGCCUAGCCAUAUCACCGGGCAUGAAAAAGCGAAUUCGUUUAGGGCAAUACGACUUUCCCGCUCCAGAAUGGGAACACGUGAGCACCGAAGCACGAGAUUUGAUAAAAGGAAUGUUGCGCACAGAUCCCGCUGAAAGAUUUACCAUCGAAGAUGUUAUGAGAAAUAAUUGGAUUUGUAAACACACAGAAGUACCGCCAACUCCAUUGCAUACCGGGCGAGUCUUGCGUGAAGGAGAAGAACUUUGGCCAGAAGUACAAGAAGAGAUGACUCGGUCUCUCGCGACAAUGCGUGUCGACUACGAUGCCGCUAAUUUGAAACAAUUAGACAAUUCAAACAACCCGCUGCUGAUUAAACGUCGACGGGCGAAACAAGCCGCCGCCGUAGGGCCUCCACUGUCUCCUACGCCCGCGUCAUAAGACAAUAAUAUUACUAAUUAAUUAAUUAAUUAAUUUAUAUGAUCAAUAGACCAAUCAUAUAAUGAUUACAAAAUGUCUAUACUAAGAUAAUUGUUGAUGUUUUAAUUACGACGAGCUUACGGCUUACGUUACUGACAAUAUCGUGAAAAAAAAUACCGCCCACUGUGCAGCUAUUUUACAAUACACUUAUAUUAAAUAUAUUAUUCUCAUAUAUAGACAAAUAUAAAUAAAUAAAUAUAUAUAUAUUUUAAUUAUUAAAUUAACGAGUUAUCACAGUAGUUUAGGGCGGACUAGGUUGUCAAUUAUAAAAUAUUUAAAUAUGUACAAGUCUUUAAAAAAUAAUGAAUUUACUUAAGAAAUUUACCUGCUAAAUAGUAUAAAUAUAUAUAUAUAAAACGUAUUACAAAUGAAAUUGUGAUACAAUUGUCGAUAAAUGGCCGUAAUAUUUAAGUGUCAUGAUAAUAAAACUCUGGUAAAAUGCUCGAUAACAUCUGGUGCCGUCCAAAAUUAUCUAUUGCAUUUUAUUUAUUUUUUUCAAGGAAUGGUAGAUAAGUACGGACCUAAAUAUGAGCUUAUGAAUAAUAAUUAAAUAAUUAUAAUUAAUAAAAUAAGUAUAUUUAUGAGACAAAGGUAAAAUAUGUUUCAUAAGUUCGUUAAAAACGGCAGGUAGAAUAAAACUUAAGAAAAUUAUUUGAAUAUUUGAGUAGUCGGUUAAUGAGUUUAUGGUUUAGUUGAUUUAAGCGGAAAUAUAUUCAUGAGAAAAUGGAUUUUUUUAAAUUUUAGUUAGAGAAGAGGCUGGUUGGUUUAUAAGCAAGAUGACCAUGGAGUUUUGUCGUAUUGACACCGAGCACGAGUGCGCGUUUACUUCAAUUCACGGUUUAAUUUAUCUUGUACUUGCUAUUAAUUAUUAAUUAGUGAUUAUGGU
Messenger RNA from Microplitis mediator, 2849 nucleotides. It is a transcript of the gene MAPk-Ak2, whose product is annotated as MAP kinase-activated protein kinase 2. Lineage: Eukaryota; Metazoa; Arthropoda; Insecta; Hymenoptera; Braconidae. Bases 518 to 1924 code for a protein of 468 amino acids. Gene Ontology annotation, biological process: protein autophosphorylation; intracellular signal transduction; peptidyl-serine phosphorylation. The transcript has 9 exons. Gene Ontology annotation, cellular component: nucleus; cytoplasm. Gene Ontology annotation, molecular function: calcium-dependent protein serine/threonine kinase activity; ATP binding; mitogen-activated protein kinase binding. The record is from RefSeq and is a predicted model, not a curated record.